AGCGUGCGGCCUGGGGCCCCCCGAGGCGCCGCCCCCCUCCGCGCCUCCCCCGCCCGCCCGGGCCAUGUCGGGCGAGGGCGCGGGCGGCCGCGGCGCGGCGGCCGCGGGCUCCGAGCGGGAGGGGUCCGAGGGCGCCGAGGAGGCCGAGGACUCCGCGCGGGAAAAGCCCGAGGACGACGAGGCGGCCGAGCGGGAGGAGCUUGCGGCCGCCAAGGAGGCCGAGCGGCAUGGGCCCGAGGGCGCCAAGGAGGCCGAGCGCCCGGGCACCCGGUCGCCCACGCGCAGCGAGCUGAAGGUCCCCGACUCGCGGGCCAGCUUCAGCUUCCUGGACGCGCAGGAUGCCUACCAGUCCCUGCCCUCGACCGCGCCCACUGGCGCCGACCGCAUGGGCACCAGGCUGUGGGCCGGCCUGGAGCUGCCGGAGAUCGAGACCAGGACUCGCGAGAUGGCGGUGGAGCUGCUGCAGCCGACCGUCCAGAGGGUGACGGGCCUGGAGGCCGAGUUCGCCGACCUGGCCAGGGACCUCAAGGGCAUUUCGAUCGCAGUGGACGAGCAUUGGCGGACCAGGUCCCUGGUGGAGCUGCAGAACGAGACGCUUACAGCAUUCAGGGCCGAGAUGGCCAGGUGGGAUAUGCUCAGAAUGGAACAGGAAGGCACUGUCAAGACGUCCCUGGCGGCGUUCCGCAAGGAGGUCGACGACCUGCGGUACCGCUGCACGAGGAUAGACUCGGCGAUGGAGACUUGCUCCCGCGGCGCCACCCGCAACAACCAGGCGCUGGAGGAGCUGCAGCGCACCACGGACUCUCUGCGCUCGCACCUCACCGAGUCCGUGGAUGGAGUCAAGCGGGUCAGCGGCCCGCUGCCUGCCCACACUGGGAGGAGAGGGGAGGCCUCACCGACCCCUGGCGCACUGGGAUCGUCACGGAAGGGUUGGUUAGGCCGCGCUUGAGAGGAACGGAAGGGGGUCG
Messenger RNA from Prorocentrum cordatum, 968 nucleotides. NCBI's taxonomy places the organism in Eukaryota, Dinophyceae, Prorocentrales, Prorocentraceae. The record is from the annotation of a GenBank genome assembly.